Messenger RNA from Lactuca saligna, 480 nucleotides. The record is from the annotation of a GenBank genome assembly. NCBI's taxonomy places the organism in Eukaryota, Viridiplantae, Streptophyta, Magnoliopsida, Asterales, Asteraceae.
AUGCCGAUGGAAAAUGAAGACACUCAUCACUCUCCCUCCGAGCCUGUAAUGGAGGAGAUUCAUCACUCUCCCAUAGCUUGUGUAGCUGAUGAGCAUGAUUAUCAGAAAGCAAAUGAUUCAAUAUCUUCUCGAGGGGAUGACGACGAUGAUCUUUAUGAAGAUGUAGAGUUUUUGAAAGAAAUCGACUUUACAGGAAUCAAUGAUGAUAUUCCAACAAACAUCGAGUUUGAUUUUGGUGAUGAAGAUUUUAAUCCUUUUCUUGAUAUUCCCAGCAGCCAUGCAAAUAAACCUCAUGGAGUAGUUGAUCCUCCUUCUGUUCAAUCACCUCUUGCAACUGAUGCUCUACCUGUUGACCCACCUGUUCCAAGAACAACUACCAUUGUAGAAAGAUUUGAAAAAGAACCUAAAGGAAGCAGAGCCAGAAUCACAAUCAAGCGGGCAAAAGAAUCACAAAGCAAAGCAAAGGUCUUCUAUUCAUGA